Messenger RNA from Mandrillus leucophaeus (drill), 551 nucleotides. It is a transcript of the gene ETHE1, whose product is annotated as ethylmalonic encephalopathy 1. The transcript has 3 exons. Gene Ontology annotation, biological process: glutathione metabolic process; hydrogen sulfide metabolic process. The coding region runs from base 72 to 410 and encodes 112 amino acids. Gene Ontology annotation, molecular function: sulfur dioxygenase activity. The record is from RefSeq and is a predicted model, not a curated record. Lineage: Eukaryota; Metazoa; Chordata; Mammalia; Primates; Cercopithecidae.
AGGCCUUGGAGACCAGGGCCAGCCCUGGCCACACCCCAGGCUGUGUCACCUUCGUCCUGAAUGACCACAGCAUGGCCUUCACUGGAGAUGCCCUGUUGAUCCGUGGGUGUGGGCGGACAGACUUCCAGCAAGGCUGUGCCAAGACUUUGUACCACUCGGUCCAUGAAAAGAUCUUCACACUUCCAGGCGACUGUCUGAUCUACCCUGCUCAUGAUUACCAUGGGUUCACAGUGUCCACCGUGGAGGAGGAGAGGACUCUGAACCCUCGGCUCACCCGCAGCUGUGAGGAGUUUGUCAAAAUCAUGGACAACCUGAACUUGCCUAAACCUCAGCAGAUAGGUGAGCAGCUGGGGACCUGGGCUCCUCGGUAUGAGAGAGGAGGGACUGGGAGCUUGGACUCCCGGAUCUGAGGGAGGAGGGGCUGGGGGCCCGGGUCUGAGGGAGGAGGGGCUGGGGGCCUGGGCUCCUGGGUCUGAGGGAGGAGGGGCUGGGGGCCUGGGCUCCUGGGUCUGAGGGAGGAGGGGCUGGGGGCCUGGACUCCUGGGUCUGAG